CAGUGGUGGUGAUGCUGCUCCCCGUGUGUGGAGGAGGGAGAGGAAGAGGCGGAGGAGGUUGAUGAGGAGGAGGAGGAGGAGGAAGAGGAGAGCGUGUCCGCUGCCCAAUGACAGAGCAGGAUGCUGAGAGGAGAGGCUGCUCGGGUGAAUGGAGGCGACAAGAUGCCGUCUACAGCGGUGAAGGAGAGGCAUUAACAUCGACUGAGAUCUGACUUUUCUGUGCUCCGUUUUUUGAAGAUUAAAUAAGUCACUCAUGUUUGGUUCAGGCAGAAAUCCCGUCUCAUCCUGCCCCUGUUAAGGAACCUCUGGUGGCUGCUCGUCGAUCCGCAGGACAUGUACGGCAGUGCCAGAGCUGUAGGUCAUAUCGAGAGCAGCCCCGCAAGGUCCCCGCGCCUGCCCAGGUCCCCCCGACUGGGCCAUAGGAGGGCAAACACCGGGGGUGGGGGAGGCGCGGGGGGUAAGACCCUCUCCAUGGAGAAUAUUCAGUCCCUCAAUGCUGCCUACGCUACAUCUGGGCCUAUGUACCUUAGUGAUCAUGAGGGAGUGGGCUCCACUGCCACCUACCCCAGAGGCACCAUGACUCUGGGCCGAGCAGCCAGCCGGGCCAUCUACGGAGGCCGCGUCACAGCCAUGGGCAGCAGUCCCAACAUUGCUUCCGUGGGACUGCCUCAUGCUGACCUUCUGUCUUACAGUGACCUGGGUUCCCUCUCCAUGCUGCACCACCACCACCACCAGGGGGUGCCCUCUGCCCUGCUGAGGCAGGCAGUGCGUAGUAGUGGUGGUGAGCUGCUGGAGAUGCAGGCCCAGCUCAGGGAGAUGCAGAGGGAGAACGAGAUGCUGCGCAGGGAGCUUGACCUGAAGGACAGUAAGCUGGGGUCUUCCACCAACAGCAUCAAGAGCUUCUGGAGCCCAGAGCUGAAGAAGGAGAGGAUCAUGAGGAAGGAGGAGGCUGCACGCACGUCCAUCCUGAAGGAGCAGAUGAGGGUGACUCACGAGGAGAACCAGCAUCUCCAGAUGACCAUUCAGGCUCUGCAGGAUGAACUGCGUACACAGCGGGACUUGAACCACCUGCUGCAGCAGGAGAGCGGGAACCGCUCGGGCUCCGACCACUUCACCACCAUCGAGCUCACCGAGGAGAACUUCCGCCGCCUGCAGGCCGAACACGACCGGCAGGCCAAGGAGCUCUUCCUGCUGAGAAAGACUCUGGAGGAGAUGGAGCUGAGGAUCGAGACCCAGAAACAAACACUGGGGGCCAGAGACGAGUCCAUCAAGAAGCUGCUGGAGAUGCUCCAGAGCAAGGGGCUGCCCCCCGGCCCGGGCAGGGCAUCUGAGGAAGAAGAGCAAGAAAGAGCCCGGCGCAUCGCGGAGGCCGAGGCCCAGCUGGGCCACCUGGAGGUCAUUCUGGACCAGAAGGAGAAGGAGAACCUACAUCUGCGAGAGGAACUGCACAGGAGAAACCAGCUGCACCAAGACCCGGGCAAAACCAAGGCGCUGCAGACCAUCAUCGAGAUGAAAGACACCAAGAUCGCUUCCCUGGAGCGCAACAUCCGAGACCUGGAGGACGAGAUCCAAAUGCUGAAGGCGAACGGUUUACUGAACUCCGAGGACCGCGAGGAGGAGAUCAAGCAGAUGGAGGUCUACAAGAACCACUCCAAGUUCAUGAAGAGUAAGAUCGAUCAGCUGAAGCAGGAGCUGUCCAAGAAGGAGUCGGAACUGUUGGCUCUCCAGACCAAACUGGAGACGCUGAACAACCAGAACUCCGACUGUAAGCAGCACAUCGAGGUGCUCAAGGAGUCGCUCACUGCCAAGGAGCAACGCGCUGCCAUUCUGCAAACAGAGGUGGACGCUCUCCGCCUGCGUCUGGAGGAGAAGGAAUCCUUCCUGAACAAGAAGACCAAGCAGCUGCAGGACCUGACGGAGGAGAAGGGAACUCUCGCAGGAGAAAUCAGGGACAUGAAGGACAUGCUGGAGGUCAAGGAGCGAAAGAUCAACGUCCUGCAGAAGAAGAUUGAGAACCUGCAGGAGCAACUGAGGGACAAAGACAAACAACUGGGAAACCUGAAAGACAGAGUCAAGUCUCUGCAGACCGACUCCAGUAACACAGACACUGCACUGGCCACCCUGGAGGAGGCGCUGUCAGAGAAGGAGAGGAUUAUUGAGCGUCUAAAAGACCAAAGAGAGAGAGAAGACAGAGAGCGUCUGGAGGAGGCGGACACCUACAAGAAGGAGAACAAAGACCUGAAGGAGAAGGUCAACAGUCUGCAGAUAGAGUUAACGGAGAAGGAGUCCAGUCUCAUCGAUCUGAAGGAACACGCGUCGUCACUGGCGUCUUCUGGCCUCAAGAAGGAUUCAAAGCUCAAAUCACUGGAGAUCGCCAUCGAGCAGAAAAAAGAAGAGUGUAGUAAGUUGGAGACGCAGUUGCAAAAAAAAGCUCACGAGGUGGAGCAGCAGUCGGGCUCACGAGGAAACCCAGAGUACACGGACCGGGUGAAGAUGCUGGAGAAGGAGGUGGGCUUCUACAAAGACGAGGCCAGCAAGGCUCAGACAGAGGUGGAGAGACUGCUGGACAUCCUACGAGAGGUCGAGACCGAGAAGAACGACAAGGACAAGAAGAUCGCCGAGUUGGAAAGCCUAGCUCCCAGACAAGGAGGGAAAGACCAGACCAAGAAGGGUCCCAACAUCAAACUGGGACCACAGGGGGACAAGAAAGGCUUGGGACAGGACCCUCGUAAGGACAGUUCCAUGGAUGCUGGACAUCACUUAAAGCUGGAGGAGUUAAUGAACACCCUGGAGAGAACAAGGCAGGAACUAGACGCCACCAAGCAGCGUCUGUCCUCCACACAGCAGUCUCUGCAGGAGAGGGACACGCACCUCACCAGCAUGAGACAAGAGCGCCGGAAACAGUUGGAGGAGAUCCUGGAGAUGAAACAACAGGCUCUGUUGGCGGCCAUCAGCGAGAAAGACGCUAAUAUAGCACUGCUGGAACUGUCUGCUUCCAAUAAAAAGAAAACCCAGGAGGAGGUGCUGGCCCUCAAGAGGGAGCGGGACAAACUGAUGCACCAGCUGAAACAACAUACACAGAGCAGAAUGAAACUGAUAGCAGACAACUACGAAGACGACCAGUUUCACUCUCACGGUCCUCACCACCCCCAGCCUCAGCCCCCCCACGCUCCACAGCAGCCCCAGCCCCAGUACCCCCACCCACCCCACGGCCGCACGGCUUAUCCACAUGUUUCACACCCCCAGCAUCCUCAGCACCUGCAGCAUCCGCCGGCCGUCCAACAGCACCCUCACACCCAACAGGCACAGCCGCAGUACCCUCACCCACCACACCCUCAACACCCGCAGCACCCGCAGCACCCCCAGCAGCACAGUCAGCACCCACCACCACCCCUCCAGCAUCAGCAGCACCCCCGCCCGCCUCAGCCUCAACACCCGCACCAACAGCACCCUCAGCACCCGCUCCAACACGCCCACGGACACCCUCCCCCCCAGCAUCCUCACCCUCAGCACCCGCACGGCCCCCCCCAGCAGGGUCAACACCCCCAGCAGGGUCAACACCCCCAGCAUCCUCAACAUCAGCACCCACAGCACCCGCACCACGCCCAGCAUCCACGUCACCCGAUGCCCCACCAUCGUGGAGGCCCGGCCCGAGGACCCCCACACCCCAGUCACCGCCCGACUCCAGACCAGGAUGACGAGGAGGGCAUUUGGGCAUAAUCUCUGCUGUGACGACCAAAGCUCCAGUGUUGUUUUGAGGGAUGAUUCAGUCACUACUGGAGGAGCACAACCACGCCAUGACGACGAAACAUUAUCCAACCAAACAUUUAUUACUUCCACUUUAUCAACACCCG
Messenger RNA from Cynoglossus semilaevis (tongue sole), 3854 nucleotides. RefSeq names its product ELKS/RAB6-interacting/CAST family member 2 (gene erc2). The record is from RefSeq and is a predicted model, not a curated record. Lineage: Eukaryota; Metazoa; Chordata; Actinopteri; Pleuronectiformes; Cynoglossidae. Gene Ontology annotation, biological process: maintenance of presynaptic active zone structure; regulation of synaptic plasticity; neuromuscular synaptic transmission. Gene Ontology annotation, cellular component: cytoskeleton of presynaptic active zone. Gene Ontology annotation, molecular function: structural constituent of presynaptic active zone.